Messenger RNA from Labeo rohita (rohu), 2009 nucleotides. Its product is annotated as E3 ubiquitin-protein ligase TRIM35. Bases 254 to 1645 code for a protein of 463 amino acids. Gene Ontology annotation, molecular function: zinc ion binding; protein binding. The transcript is spliced from 6 exons. NCBI's taxonomy places the organism in Eukaryota, Metazoa, Chordata, Actinopteri, Cypriniformes, Cyprinidae. The record is from RefSeq and is a predicted model, not a curated record.
GUGACAGAAGCCUUAUGUUUCACUUUUAUGUCACACUGAGUGUUUCUCAAAUUCUGGACAAAGGCAAGGGAAAAUGAAGAGGGAAAACUUUCAAGACGUUUUUUUAAGAAGUUCAUUUCUCUAAGGACUCAGAAUGGCAUACAGUAGGCAGCAGAGCUUUGAUGACUUUUAUUAUAUUUUUCUUUUUCUGCAGCCAACAUUCAGAAAGUGAAAGAGCAGUUCUGAUUGUUCCAGCUCUUUAUAAACAGCCAAAAUGGAUUCAAAAUCACAGGAAGAACUUUCCUGUCCCGUAUGCUUUGAUAUCUUCAAGGCUCCUGUUCUUCUGUCCUGUAGUCACAGUGUCUGUAAAGACUGUCUUCAGCAGUUCUGGAAAACCAGAAACACUCAGGAGUGUCCCGUCUGCAGGAGGAGGUCCUCAAAAGAGGAACCACCGUAUAAUCUUGCUUUAAAAAACUUAUGUGAGUUGUUCCUGAGGGACAGAAGAGAGAGAUCAUCUGAGGAGGUGUGCAGUACACACAGUGAGAAACUCAAACUCUUCUGUCUGACGGAUAAAGAGCCUGUGUGCUUAGUGUGCAGAGAUUCACAGAAACACACUAAUCACACAUUUCAGCCUAUCAAUGAAGUUGUUCCAUCUUACAAGGAGGAACUUAAAACAGCACUGAAGUCAUUACGAGAGAAACUUAAAUACAGAGAAGAGAUUAAAGGAGAGUACUAUAAAACCGUUCAACACAUGAAGACUCAAGCUGAGCACACAGAGCUUCAGAUUAAACACGAGUUUAAGAAGCUGCAUCAGUUUCUCAGUGAUGAAGAACAAGCUACGAUCACCGCACUGAGGAAGGAAGUGGAGAAGAAAAACCAGAUGAUGAAGGAAAAGCUGGAAGAGAUGAACAGACACAUCUCAGCUCUUUCAAACACAAUCAAAAACAUUGAGGAAAGAAUGAAAGCCAAUGACGUCUCGUUUCUAAAGAGCUUUAAUGUCACAAAGGGAAGAGCCCGGAUCACUCAGCCCGAUCCAGAGAUGUGCUGUGGAGCUUUGAUUGAUGUACCGCUAUACUUGGGCAAUCUGGCAUUCAGAGUCUGGAAGAAGAUGCAAGACAUUGUCCAAAACACUCCAGUGGUUCUGGACCCGAACACUGCAAGUCCACAACUCAUCCUGUCUGAUGAUCUGACCAGUCUCACAUACAACAAGGGCAGGCAACCGCUUCCUGAUAAUCCAGAGAGAUUUGAUUUCUAUCGCUGUGUUUUGGGUUCGGAGGGCUUUAAAUCAGGAGCCCACUGCUGGGACGUGGAGGUCGGAAACAAUUCAGCUUGGACUGUGGGAAUAAUCGCAGCGUCCUACCGAAGGAAAGGAGAUGAUUUCUUCAAAGAAGGUGUCUGGUAUGUUCAGUACACUGGGAAGGAGUACAUUUCACAGUCACCUGAGCAACACGCUGCUCGCUUUCCCGUCAGAGAGAAACUUCGGCGUAUAAGAGUCCAGCUGGACUGGGACAAUGGAAACGUGUCGUUCUCUGACCCUGUAACUAACACACAACUAUGUGCAUUCAAGACCAUCUUUAAAGAGACACUCUUUCCAUUCUUUCAAAGCAUUUGUGAAAUGUCCCCACUGAGGAUCGUACCAGUUAAAGUAAAAAUCAGCUCUUUCUGAACCUGCUAGAGAAUGGUAUUCAAGUGAUCUUUAAGAAGUACAGCUGAUGCCUUUUCAGUUGAAUUGCCUUUGUAUUUUAGAUAUAUAUGCAUAACCCAACAAUUCCCCUCAUCAAAUCAAAAAGAUUCUAAAGUAAAAUUCAAAUUAUUUAAAGAUUCUAAAUUCUAAAACUUGUUAAUCUUAAUUCACAUUGUUGCUGAGCUUUCUUUUCUAGUGUCACCAAUUCACUACCAUUCUAAAACAAAGAACAAAACACUACAAUACUGUUGCCAUUCUGCAUGAAAAUGUUCACAUACUGUAAUUAUUUUACAAAUAAAUGAAUCAUGGAUGAGAUGCAGGUUCCAGUUUGUCCUUUUACAAAGAU